CGGACACGUAAUCAAGAUUAGCAGUUAUGCAAGGGAGUCUUCCGCAUAGCCCCGGAUGCAAGCUGGACAACAUUCUCUCCCGGCUUCCUACUAGCCGAUCUCCGGAUUCAGGGGACGCUGGAAGUCUGGGAAGGAAGUCGCCCGGUCUUGGAAGUGAUGUUGAUUCUCCUCUGUGGCUCCUUCUCCACGUAGCCCCAAUCAGAAAUGAGAAGGAUGUCGUGGUUCUGUUCCUUCUCACUUUUCGAGACAUCACUGCCCUUAAGCAACCACAAGAAGAAGAUGCUGCUAAAGUUGGACUUAGCAAGUUCGCCCGCCUUGCCCGGUCUGUUACUAGAAGUCGUUCUGUCCUGGUUCAGCAAUUUUCCACUCAGUUAUCCCAAGGCCUCAAAUCAGAUCCCACUAAACAAUCACAAAUCGCACAUAUGAUAAGCCUCAAUUCAGAAGUCCUGCCUCAGUAUCGACAAGAAGCUCCCAAAACCCCACCUCAUAUACUCCUGCACUAUUGCGCCUUCAAAGCCAUCUGGGACUGGGUUAUCCUCUGCCUCACUUUCUACACAGCCAUCAUGGUCCCUUACAAUGUGGCCUUCAAGAACAAGACCUCCGAGGAUGUGUCGCUGCUUGUGUUAGACAGCAUCGUCGACGUCAUCUUCUUCAUAGACAUUGUUCUCAACUUCCAUACGACGUUCGUGGGGCCCGGAGGGGAAGUGGUUUCGGACCCCAAAAUCAUCCGCAUGAACUACAUGCGUAGUUGGUUCAUCAUCGAUCUCCUCUCGUGUCUGCCUUAUGACGUGUUCAAUGCCUUCGACCACGACGAUGACCAAGGUAUAGGUAGCUUAUUUAGUGCUCUAAAAGUGGUGCGACUCUUACGUCUGGGUCGAGUAGUCAGGAAAUUGGACAGGUAUUUGGAAUAUGGAGCAGCUAUGCUUAUCCUAUUACUAUGUUUCUAUAUGCUAGUGGCCCACUGGCUGGCAUGUAUAUGGUACAGCAUUGGCCGGAGUGACGCUGAAAAUGGAUAUGUACAUAGCUGGUUAUGGAAAUUAUCUAACACCACAGGAAAGCAUUUCUAUUAUAAGCCUAGUUCUAAUCCAGAAAAUAACCACACGCAUGAGCUGACUAAGGGACCGCCAAGGGGUACUAUGUAUGUCACUGCUUUAUAUUACACCAUGACAUGCAUGACCAGUGUCGGUUUCGGAAAUGUGGCUGCUGAAACUGAUAAUGAAAAAGCUUUUACGAUCUGCAUGAUGAUUAUCGGAGCACUUCUGUAUGCCACUAUUUUUGGACAUGUGACAACCAUCAUUCAGCAAAUGACAUCGGUAACUGCAAGGUACCAUGAAAUGUUAAACAACGUGCGCGAGUUUAUGAAGUUACAUGAAGUUCCAAAAGCCCUUAGUGAACGAGUUAUGGACUAUGUGGUAUCUACUUGGGCCAUGAGCAAAGGCAUAGAUACAAAAAAGGUUUUAAGUUAUUGCCCGAAAGACAUGACUGCUGACAUUUGUGUGCAUCUGAACCGCAAAGUGUUUAACGAGCACCCUGCUUUCCGACUGGCGAGCGAUGGUUGUUUGCGAGCCCUAGCAAUGUACUUCACAAUGGACCAUAGUGCCCCUGGAGAUUUACUGUACCACACUGGAGAGAGUAUUGAUACACUUUGCUUUGUCGUCAGUGGAUCUCUGGAGGUCAUCCAAGAUGAUGAAGUCGUCGCUAUUCUCGGUAAAGGGGAUGUUUUCGGAGACUCCUUUUGGAAAGAGCCUUCUAUAGGUCAGUCAUGCGCAAAUGUUAGAGCGCUUACAUACUGUGAUCUUCACGCCAUCAAACGAGACAAACUACUUGAAGUGCUUAACUUUUAUCAUGCCUUUGCCAAUUCUUUCUCAAGAAAUCUUGUACUAACUUACAACCUCCGACACAGGUUGAUUUUCCGGAAGGUUUCUGACGUUAAACGGGAACGCGAGUUAUCCGAAAGGAGAAAAGCGGAUCCCGUACCGGAUAUCUCCCAGGAUCACAUUGUGCGGAAGCUGUUCUCAAAAUUUAGGAAAAAUGGAGGGGACUCUGGAAAGACCAGCAGCCCAAACCAAAUUGCUGCUUUACCAGAUGUGGAAAGAGGAGAAGCUCCGCCUCCUAGCCCUCCUCAACAAGAUGGCCCAAGGUCCCCUGUUCCUGAAGAAGAAGCAAGAGAAAAUCAAAAUGGUCCACAAAGUUUGAUGGGUUUUGAUUCUUCUCUUCUUCGCUCAAACAACUUAGGAAACAAAAAUGAAGUUACUUUCUUCCAUAAGUCAGCAGACCUAACCGUUGAAAAACAACCGGACGCUUACAGCGAAUCGGAUCAACGGCAGCGUGGCCUUCUCUCUAAAGGUAUUUCUUCCAAGUGGCCCAAGACAACUCAACCUGAGACUAUCACUACUGGGCACGAAACAACAUCUACCCAAAUCAAAGAAGAGGAGAGCUUGGACUCUCGAGCUGAAGUCCAGCCUCUAGGAGGGAAGUCUUUUCCGACAUCCGAUCUUGAGAAACCAGUUGGUGCCAAGGAUAAAACAGCGGAAUCUACCGAAGGUGAACUCCAACUUCUAACAAGUGGAGUUACAGGAGGCGAGUACCAGCAGAUUGUUUCCAGCCUAAUGGACAUGCGAGUGGACUUGAAACUCGAAAUCCAGAGACUGAAUCUCAAAGUUUCUAGGAUAGAUGAACAUCUUGUGGAGCUAGUGAAAAAGAUGCCAAGACUUCCUACUAAAGCAGAUGUAGAACGGACUUCUGACGGUCGGCCAGAUUCACACCGACGCGGGAGUGAUCAUUCUAAACAUACUUGUAGCAAAGGGGGUAAAAGGGAAUCUCAUGUGGCCCCAUCCAAAAAGAAGGGUUCAAAAUCUAAAAGCUGGACGUCAUCCAAAUCAUCCCCACCCCCUGCGCCAUCGCGUGCAUCUCCUAAUGACUCGGCCGUCAGGGCCAUGCUCGAGAACGAAAUCGAAGAGCUCCAACGAGAAUCGCUUCCAAACGAAACACAAUAAGAGCACAAUUUGACAGACAAGUGGCCUUUCUUGUCUCUAUAGGAUCAUCUGUUUCACUAGUCAUUAUAACUUCAUUUUAGUAGGUUUGGUUUCAGUCUUCUAAAAGGCUGAGUUGUUUGAGGCUGUUUUGCUCAGACGGACAACAAAUUGUUAUUCUAUGAAAGCAAAAAUAUUCCU
Stegodyphus dumicola is the source of this 3173-nucleotide messenger RNA. RefSeq names its product potassium voltage-gated channel protein eag-like. Gene Ontology annotation, biological process: regulation of membrane potential; potassium ion transmembrane transport. The record is from RefSeq and is a predicted model, not a curated record. Gene Ontology annotation, molecular function: voltage-gated potassium channel activity. Lineage: Eukaryota; Metazoa; Arthropoda; Arachnida; Araneae; Eresidae. Gene Ontology annotation, cellular component: voltage-gated potassium channel complex; plasma membrane.